Cyprinus carpio (common carp) is the source of this 894-nucleotide messenger RNA. RefSeq names its product probable phospholipid-transporting ATPase IIB (gene atp9b). Gene Ontology annotation, cellular component: plasma membrane; trans-Golgi network; endosome. NCBI's taxonomy places the organism in Eukaryota, Metazoa, Chordata, Actinopteri, Cypriniformes, Cyprinidae. The record is from RefSeq and is a predicted model, not a curated record. Gene Ontology annotation, biological process: retrograde vesicle-mediated transport, Golgi to endoplasmic reticulum; endocytosis; phospholipid translocation. Gene Ontology annotation, molecular function: magnesium ion binding; ATP hydrolysis activity; ATPase-coupled intramembrane lipid carrier activity.
AUGUCGUGUCUACUGAGAUAUGGAAGAUCAGCUGCAGGCCGACUGGCAGGCCCACCACUAGAGCUCCUCCGACAAUGCCGGGAUUCAAGAUCUGGAUGUUUGACCGGAGACAAGCUGGAAACUGCUACGUGUAUCGCUAAAAGUUCCCACUUAGUUUCUAGAAAUCAAGACAUCCACGUUUUCAAACCGGUGUCCAACAGGGGCGAGGCUCAUCUGGAGCUGAACGCCUUCAGGAGGAAACACGACUGUGCGCUGGUCAUCUCAGGAGACUCUCUAGAGGUCUGUCUGCGCUACUACGAGCAUGAAUUUGUGGAGCUGGCGUGUCAGUGCCCUGUGGUUUGCUGUCGCUGCUCUCCCACGCAGAAAGCUCAGAUCGUUCGAUUGUUGCAGCAGCAUACAGACAACAGAACAUGUGCCAUAGGUGAUGGAGGAAAUGAUGUCAGUAUGAUCCAAGCAGCGGACUGCGGUAUCGGUAUUGAAGGGAAGGAGGGAAAGCAGGCAUCUCUGGCAGCAGAUUUCUCUAUAACCCAGUUCAAACACAUUGGUAGACUGCUGAUGGUACACGGCCGCAACAGCUACAAACGCUCAGCAGCUCUGGGCCAGUUUGUCAUGCACCGUGGCAUGAUCAUCUCCACCAUGCAGGCUGUGUUUUCCUCUAUUUUCUACUUUGCAUCUGUUCCUCUGUACCAAGGUUUCCUCAUGGUGGGUUACGCCACCAUCUACACCAUGUUCCCUGUCUUUUCUCUGGUGUUGGACCAGGAUGUGAAGCCUGAGAUGGCUCUGCUGUAUCCUGAACUCUAUAAAGACCUCACCAAGGGUCGCUCCCUGUCCUUUAAGACCUUCCUGAUCUGGGUUUUGAUAAGUAUAUAUCAAGGUAAAUGAACAGUGAUGUUU